AUGGAUACAACACCCAACAUUAAUCCUUGUACUUCUCAAGCUGUUCGUGUCGAACCACAGAGUAAUACAAAAGACUUUCAUCAAAAACUCCCUUGCAAGGGUCAUGCUUGUACACAUUGUGGUAAGUGUCGCGAUUGGUACUGGACUGCUAAUGACAGUUCUUGGAUUGGAGGAUAUAAAUAUUACAUGAAGCGUCCUGAUGCUACUUGCACAGGUUGUUAUGGUGGUAGAUAUGAUGAUCAAUAUGACUGUGAUUGUUGCUGUGGUGGUGGUUCCUAUUACCAUUAUUUUUGGGCUUGUUGUUGCUUUGGUCGUCAUUGUGAAUGUAAUGACAACCGUUUUCCGGUGUGA
Adineta steineri is the source of this 351-nucleotide messenger RNA. The record is from the annotation of a GenBank genome assembly. Lineage: Eukaryota; Metazoa; Rotifera; Eurotatoria; Adinetida; Adinetidae.